AUGCAACACGCCAAACCCCCAGCCACAAUAAAGGGUAUAAAAGGACCAUGGAGGAAGGAGAGACUCAAACCUACCCAUAUCCACCUCCAUCAGCUCGUCUGCUGUUCCAUCACCUCUCCCAGUACCAUGCCUUACAACUGUUGUCUGUCCAACCUGAGCUGCGGCUCUAGCUGCCCCUCCCGGCCCUGUGUGGCCCCCAGCUGCCAUGACAUCCCUCUACCUGGGGCCUGCAACAUCCCCGCCAAUGUGGGCAACUGCGGCUGGUUCUGUGAGGGCUCCUUCAAUGGCAGCGAGAAGGAGACCAUGCAGUUCCUGAAUGACCGCCUGGCCAGCUACCUGGAGAAGGUGCGGCAGCUGGAGCGGGAGAAUGCGGAGCUGGAGUGCCGCAUCCAGGAGCGGUGCCAGCAGCAGGAGCCCCUGAUGUGCCCCAGCUACCAGUCCUACUUCCGGACCAUCGAGGAGCUGCAGCAGAAGAUUCUGUGUGCCAAGUCUGAGAACGCCAGGCUGGUGAUACAGAUCGACAAUGCCAAGCUGGCCUCUGAUGACUUCAGAACCAAGUACGAGAUGGAGCGCUCCUCCCGGCAGCUGGUGGAGUCAGACAUAAACAGCCUGCGCAGGAUCCUGGAUGAGCUGACCCUGUGCAAGGCUGACCUGGAGGCCCAGGUGGAGUCCCUGAAGGAGGAGCUGCUCUGCCUCAAGAAGAACCACGAGGAGGAAGUCAACACCCUGCGUUGCCAGAUUGGAGACCGCCUCAACGUGGAAGUGGACGCUGCCCCCACCGUGGACCUCAACCGCGUGCUCAAUGAGACCAGGUGUCAGUAUGAGGCCCUGGUGGAGACCAACCGCAGGGACGUGGAGGAAUGGUACACCAACCAGACCCAGGAGCUGAACAAGCAGGUGGUGUCCAGCUCAGAGCAGCUGCAGACCUGCCAGGCAGAGAUCAUUGAGCUGAGACGCACGGUCAAUGCCCUGGAGAUCGAGCUGCAGGCCCAGCACAACCUGAGGGACUCCCUGGAGAACACGCUGACAGAGACGGAGGCCCGCUACAGCUCCCAGCUGUCCCAGGUGCAGUGCAUGAUCACCAACGUGGAGGAGCAGCUCGGUGAGAUCAGAUGCGACCUGGAGCGGCAGAACCAGGAGUACCAGGUGCUGCUGGAUGUCAAGACCCGGCUGGAGUGUGAGAUCAACACGUACCGGAACCUUCUGGAGAGUGAGGACUGCAACCUCCCCUGCAACCCGUGCGCCACCACCAAUGCUUGCGGAAACUCCUGUGGACCCUGUUAAAAGGUUGCUAUUUACUUAAAUACUGACAUCCUCUUUGAAGAUGACAAUGAAGCCAUUUACAUCAAACCUGGAAAAGGUUCCUAGGUACUACUUCGCUGGAGCUCAGGUGCCUUUAGACACCUUGCCAUGCCAACUGUGAUAUUUCUAGACAUGGAAAUGCUUUCCAGAUCCAACAAGCAAAGACACAUCAUCAACUUCCAAUGUCUGAAAAACUCCCUUCCAUUGAAGGUUGAGUCUCUGUAUCUGAGGAUGUCCAACUUCCUGUAAUCGAGCUCCAGGUAUUAUUUUAGGGCGUUCCCAUACAUAUUACAUUUCCUGCUUUCCUGGCUUCUUUGGUAUUCUCUGGAAUGCAAGGAGGCUACUUCAUUUACUUCCCAAUAAACUUUAUU
This is a messenger RNA of Pipistrellus kuhlii (Kuhl's pipistrelle), 1673 nucleotides long. Its product is annotated as keratin, type I cuticular Ha4-like. The record is from RefSeq and is a predicted model, not a curated record. Gene Ontology annotation, molecular function: structural molecule activity. Lineage: Eukaryota; Metazoa; Chordata; Mammalia; Chiroptera; Vespertilionidae.